Molecule: messenger RNA, 2797 nt
Organism: Ichthyophthirius multifiliis
Lineage: Eukaryota; Ciliophora; Oligohymenophorea; Hymenostomatida
Exons: 4
Biological process (GO): non-motile cilium assembly
Cellular component (GO): ciliary transition zone
Source: RefSeq, a predicted model, not a curated record
AGUAAAUGAGUUAAGAAAAGAGGUCGAAAGAUUGGAAAAUUAAAUAGAUAAUUUGAAAUAAGAAGUUGAAUUUUUAAGAGAUGAAAAUGAUGAGUUAAAAAUAGAACUUACUUCUUAAGCUAACAAAUUCGGGCCUUUAUAAUAAUUAUAAUAAAUGGAUCAUAAAACCUAUUUAAAAACAUUAGGUGAAAUCACUAUGAAUUCACAUAAAUUAAAGAUUUAAGGACUAGAUGAACUUUUAGAAAAUAAUUAAGAUGAAAAAAAUUAAGUUUAUGUAAAAAAUCUUUAAUAAGAAAUAGAAUAGUUAAAAAGAGAUAAAGGAGAAAUUGCUGUGCAUUUAGAAAAAAUUUAAACCAUGCUUAAAAUUUAAAUGGAUAUUACUCAAGAAAAAGAAAGUAUACAUAAAGCUGAAAAGGAAGCUUUUGAAUUAAAAUACAAUGCACUCCUUAGUUAAGCUUAAGAGUUAGCUUAAAUCUCUGAUAUGAAAGAAAAUGGUUGUAAUUACUUUGACUUUUGGAUAGGAUUAUGCUAAAUAUACUAAGGAAAUCUAUUUGCCAUUACAAAUGGUAAAAUAUCAGAAAAUGAGGAAAUUUUAGUCUUUUCAACGGUAGAUUUUUAUGAUCAUGAUAUUUAAACAACUCCAAUAAGCUAGGCCAAAAACCAAACAUAUUUUAACUUUUAAUGCUCUUAUAAAAUAACAACUAAAGACGAUUUCUUAUUGUAUUUAAGUACUGGGUCGAUAAAAAUAGAACUAUAUGCCGCAGUUGGAAAAGAUGCUUUAUUAUUAGGCUCAGUAGAAGUUCCUCUUCUAUAUUUAUUUUAGAAUAACCGAUAAGAAUGUAUUUCAGCGGUUUUAAACUAAAAAUGUUAACUUAAUUUUGCUGAAACAAUAAUAGGAUAAAUAGAAAUCAAAGCCAGAUUAAGGUAUCCAAUUUCAAACUAAAUAAAAUUAUUCGUUUAGAAAAACUCUACAUAAGAUAAAGAAUUAGAAGAGCAAAAAGAUUUGGCUUUGGAAGAAUAUGAAGACAACAAAGAUCAAAGUACUAAAAGAAAGUUAGUAGUAAUAAUAGAUAAAGCUUAAGGCUUCAAUGAAAAAUCAUCCACCUUUAUAUAUUAUUAAAUUUAAAAUAAAGACUAUUAUACAAAAUCAGUUCCUGGGUCUUAACCUAAAUAUGAUCAUCAUUAAAUACAUGAUAUUUGCCAUUUAGAUAAAUUUAAAAACAUCUUAAAUAAAGUUCCUUUAGAAUUUGUAGUCUUUGAUGAUUUUGCUCCUUUAACAAACGAAUACGAAUAACAUGAUAUCGUAGGAAUAGCUAGUACUAAAUUGGAUGGAUUAAAUUCUAAUUUAAUUAUUGAUACUGUCCUUACUAUUUAUAAUGAUAAAAAAAUUAAAGUAGGGCUUCUCUACAUUAAAGUUUUUUGGUAUGAAUAUUAAGAUUAAAUUUAAAUUAGUUCCAAAUUUGGAUAAGGCCUGUUAGCCAAGCAAUGGGAAAAAGACUUUACCCUUAAACUUGCUAAAACUUUAAAAAAUAGGUAGCUUAAUACAAAUAAUGGAUUCAUGAUAUUCGAUAGAAAUAAUGAUAAAAUUAUUUCAAAAGAAGAAUUCUUAAAUACUUGUCUUGGAACUUUAAAUAUGGUCGAAUUUAAUAGAGAUGAAGUUUUAUAUUAUUACAGUAAAUAAAAGUAACCUUUUGAUAAAAUUGCUUUUGAAUAAUUAUUACGUCCUUAUAUGUUAGAUGAUAUAAGCAAAUUAAAAUAUUUAGAAGAAAUUUCUAUUUUACAAAAAGCAGCUUAAAAUAAUGAAGAAGAAAAUAAAGAAUAAUAUGCAGCGUAAGAAAGGUUAAAGAAUAAUGAAAAUUAAUAAUAAGAAAGAAUGAAUUAAAUGCAGUCUAUUAAAGAAUUAAAUAACAUUUUGAAUGAUAAUACUAAAUAAAUGACUACGUAAAAAGAUGAAGUUUUAAGAGAAAUGAUCGGAAUUAUGAUAGUUUCUGAAAUGAAGAAAAAAGCGCGCUCGAAGUUUUUGCAGAAAUUGAUAAAAAUAAAGAUGAAGAAAUCGAUACAAAAGAAUUAACCAAAUAUUUAUUAAAAUAAAAUAUUUCAGCUUCCCAAGAAGAAAUUUUCCGCUUUUUGUCAACAAUAGAUGCAAAUAAAAAUAAUAAAGUAGAUAUUUUGGAAUUUAUUAAUUAUGUUUCUAGAGAAAAUAUGACUAAAAUACUUUAUAUGUAAAAAUACCCGAAAAAAGAAAGCAUAUCUUAACCAUAUUCAGACGAAUAAAUUAUUUAUGAAAUCGAAGAAAAAAUUUUCUAUUAUAUGAAAUAGAAAAAAAUAAAAAUUCUCAAAUUACAUGAAAAUAUGGACUUAAAGAAAAAAAAUUCUAUUGGAAAAAAAGAAUUCAAAGACUUCUUUAUUUAAGAGAUUGGUAUUGAACUUACUUCUAGAGACUUAAAUGUUGUUUUUAAUAAAUUUGAUUAAGAUGGCGAUGGUGUGAUUUCAGUUAAAGAAUUUGUAGAACAUUUAAAAAAUGCUAUCAAUAAAAGAAAAUCAUUAAGAGACUUAAGGUCUUCUGUAAUGAGCAAUAUUUCACCUGAUAUGAGUAUUGCUAAGUUUGAUUAAACUACUGAAUCAUUUUAUGUAGGGGAUAAUGCAAGCAAUACUAGAAAAUAAUCUAAAGCUAUUAGAUUUAAUAUUUGAUUAUUUUUUAAUAUAAGAAAAAAAUUAAUUUUUUUAUUUCAUAAAUAUUGUUAUUAUAUUGAUAAAUAUUUUUAUUAUUUUUAAUUAUUACCUAAAAUAUAUUAAA